Messenger RNA from Mycotypha africana, 1920 nucleotides. Its product is annotated as WD40-repeat-containing domain protein. The record is from RefSeq and is a predicted model, not a curated record. NCBI's taxonomy places the organism in Eukaryota, Fungi, Mucoromycota, Mucoromycetes, Mucorales, Mycotyphaceae. Gene Ontology annotation, biological process: transport along microtubule. The coding region runs from base 1 to 1920 and encodes 639 amino acids. Gene Ontology annotation, molecular function: dynein heavy chain binding; dynein light chain binding. The transcript is spliced from 11 exons. Gene Ontology annotation, cellular component: cytoplasmic dynein complex.
AUGGAUCGUAGAAAAGAAGAAUUAGAAAAGAAACGACAGAAAUUGGCAGAAUUGCGACGUGCCCGUGAGGAAAGACGAGCUUUGCUAGAAAGUCAGUCAACACAAACUACUACAACUACUUCAAGCACUGGAAGAGAUAGAAAGGCCAUUGACGACCUUGUUGCUUUGGUAUUGGGUGAACGAUCUUCUACACCUACCAAUGCUAACGGCAGUGGCAGCGAUCGUGGGUCUGAUGCGGGCUCAGAAUUCUCUACUUCACGACCUACUUCAGCUAACUUUGGUUACUCUUCUCCAGGCACCCCUAUUAGUCAGAGCGAUGCGCGGCUAUCGAUGUUAUCAGCCGUUUCCUCUUCAACACAAAUAGCACCAAACACACCUACUACAACAGCAAGCCAGCAUCAUUAUGUAGCAGAACUAACUGAAAGUCAAUCCACAAUAGCUGAUAUUCCACCACUGGAAAUUCAAACAACAGACGGAUCUAUGGAUGCUCCGCAAGUUUCAGAAGAGGAAAUCAGAAAACAACUCAUGGAAGAGUUCGAAGAACGAGAGAAACAAAAAAUAGCACAACUUGAAGAAGAAAUUCGAAAAGCAGAGCAAAAAGAACAAGAGGAGAUCAAAGAUCUAACGGAAGAAGAAGCAAGGAAUAUCCAAAAAUCACAAGAGUUUGCUGAAUUCAUUGACCAUUCAACAAAGUUAGUAGAAAGAGCAUUGAAUGAGAAAUACGACUUUAUGAAAGACUAUACCCUAGGCAUCGAUGCUGAAAAUGACGAGAAUUCUGGUAAACUUGUGAAGCUCACUUGCGAAUUUUGGGAUGAGAAAUUAUGUAAGAAUAGAUCAGUAACAGAUGUGAAUUGGUCUCUGAAAUAUCCUGAACUCGUUGUUUCAUCGUAUAACAAAAAUCCUCUUGCACCUAAUGAGCCUGAUGGCAUUGCCUUGAUAUGGAACGAGCAUUUGGUUGAUCGACCCGAAUUCGUCUUCCACUCACAAUCUGACGUACUUAGCGUCAUGUUCAGCAAAUUUCAUCCUAACUAUGUCAUUGGCGGUACUUACUCUGGGCAGAUUGUAUUAUGGGAUACUCGUGCUAAGUCAUUACCUGUUCUUAAAACCCCUCUUUCCGCCGGUGGCCAUACACACCCUGUCUAUUCAUUAGAAAUGGUGGGCACUCAAAAUGCACAUAACUUAAUAUCAGCUAGCACAGACGGAUUUGUUUGUUCGUGGCAGUUGGACAUGCUGGCUCAACCUCAGGACUAUUUAGAGUUGCUACACCCUGCGCAUAAUAAGACAGAUGAAGUGUCAGUGACUUGUUUGGGGUUUCCAGAUAAUGAAACUACGGCAUUUUGGGCAGGCACAGAGGAAGGCAAUGUAUAUCAAGCAAAUCGUUACGACCGAGCGGGCAGUAAAGCAGGCAUCAAUCAGUACGAUACAUAUAGGGGUCAUCAUGGUAUGGUGACAGGCUUAAAUUUCCAUCCAUUACAUGGGCCCGUAGACUUUUCAGACCUAUUUUUAACCUCGUCUGUAGACUGGACAGUGAAGUUAUGGAGAGGCAAGCCUACUCCUAUUAUACCUCUUUAUUCAUUUGAGCAUGCAGAUGACUAUGUUUACGAUGUCAAAUGGUCCCCAACUCACCCUGCUUUAUUUGGUACUGUUGAUGGAACUGGCCAUUUUGAUAUCUGGAAUUUGAAUGCAGAUAUAGAGGAGCCAUAUGUGAGUACGCAAGUAGGUUCAGCAGGUAAAGCAUUGAAUAAAUUGGCUUGGAAUAAAGACGGUAAAAAAGUCGCAACCGGUUCCAGUGAUGGACGCGUGCACGUUUACGACAUUGGCGAGAUGGCCAAUCCUAAACCCGAUGAUUGGAGUUUAUUACAGAAGAAUAUUUCAGAAAUGAUCUCUAAUCAAGAGAGUCACACUGAUGUAUCCAAAUAA